Gorilla gorilla gorilla (western lowland gorilla) is the source of this 2678-nucleotide messenger RNA. It is a transcript of the gene NIPA2, whose product is annotated as NIPA magnesium transporter 2. Bases 735 to 1817 code for a protein of 360 amino acids. The record is from RefSeq and is a predicted model, not a curated record. Gene Ontology annotation, biological process: magnesium ion transport. Gene Ontology annotation, cellular component: membrane. The transcript is spliced from 8 exons. Gene Ontology annotation, molecular function: magnesium ion transmembrane transporter activity. NCBI's taxonomy places the organism in Eukaryota, Metazoa, Chordata, Mammalia, Primates, Hominidae.
GACUGGGGCCUUGUAAAGGAACCGGAACCCGGAGGGAGAGAGCCCCGGGGGCGGGGUGUAUGUGGUGCGGCACUGCGCGUGCGCGCGAGGCCUCUUGCGUCAUUUAGCCGCGCCUAGGUUUUCCGGCGCCGGCCCUAGGUCCCCGCAGCGGUGGUGACGGCGGUGCCGGAGGUUGUCCUUGGCAGGUUUUCCUCCGCGCUUCUCCAUGGAGGAGGCGGUGCGAACGGCUUCAGCCCCGAAUGCUCGCAUCUCCCACUGGACGGCGACGAAGGCGGUGGCCGUGCGAGCGCAGGACUGGGCGGCCUGUGUGGGGGUGUGAGCCGCGGUGCCCCAGGCUGCGCCGGCGAGGGGAAGCCGCGCGGCCGGCCGGCCGACUGACUAGGGCUGGAGCUACUCGGCCAGGGUUUAAGACUUUAAAUGAGAAUAAAGGGUGGUAUUUACGAGGAAAUGAGAGUGAAUAAGUCAUCUCUAACCUCUCCCAGCCUUUUUUUCAUAAGAGAGACCAUAUUAAACUUACAUGCUCUCCCGGCUGUGAUAGACCUUCAGUUACAGAGAGAGGGAGCAGAGUGGGACCAGGUCUGAGAAUAGUGAAGCAACUCAUUCCUUUCAGGAUAUUCCCUCUGAUGUCCUGUUUUCAAACUGUUUGAAGACUGCUUCAUUCUGCCUCUAGUACCAGCGGUUUCUCUGUUCUGUGAUCAAUGUGAUUCACAGGAACUCCUUAAGUAACAAACGAAAUGAGCCAGGGGCGUGGAAAAUAUGACUUCUAUAUUGGUCUGGGAUUGGCUAUGAGCUCCAGCAUUUUCAUUGGAGGAAGUUUCAUUUUGAAAAAAAAAGGCCUCCUUCGACUUGCCAGGAAAGGCUCUAUGAGAGCAGGUCAAGGUGGCCAUGCAUAUCUUAAGGAAUGGUUGUGGUGGGCUGGACUGCUGUCAAUGGGAGCUGGUGAGGUGGCCAACUUCGCUGCGUAUGCAUUUGCACCAGCCACUCUAGUCACUCCACUAGGAGCUCUCAGCGUGCUAGUAAGUGCCAUUCUUUCUUCAUACUUUCUCAAUGAAAGACUUAAUCUUCAUGGGAAAAUUGGGUGUUUGCUAAGUAUUCUAGGAUCUACAGUUAUGGUCAUUCAUGCUCCAAAAGAAGAGGAGAUUGAGACUUUAAAUGAAAUGUCUCACAAGCUAGGUGAUCCAGGUUUUGUGGUCUUUGCAACCCUUGUGGUCAUUGUGGCCUUGAUAUUAAUCUUCGUGGUGGGUCCUCGCCAUGGACAGACAAACAUUCUUGUGUACAUAACAAUCUGCUCUGUAAUCGGCGCGUUUUCAGUCUCCUGUGUGAAGGGCCUGGGCAUUGCUAUCAAGGAGCUGUUUGCAGGGAAGCCUGUGCUACGGCAUCCCCUGGCUUGGAUUCUGCUGCUGAGCCUCAUCGUCUGUGUGAGCACACAGAUUAAUUACCUAAAUAGGGCCCUGGAUAUAUUCAACACUUCCAUUGUGACUCCAAUAUAUUAUGUAUUCUUUACAACAUCAGUUUUAACUUGUUCAGCUAUUCUUUUUAAGGAGUGGCAAGAUAUGCCUGUUGACGAUGUCAUUGGUACUUUGAGUGGCUUCUUUACAAUCAUUGUGGGGAUAUUCUUGUUGCAUGCCUUUAAAGACGUCAGCUUUAGUCUAGCAAGUCUGCCUGUGUCUUUUCGAAAAGACGAGAAAGCAAUGAAUGGCAAUCUCUCUAAUAUGUAUGAAGUUCUUAAUAAUAAUGAAGAAAGCUUAACCUGUGGAAUCGAACAACACACUGGUGAAAAUGUCUCCCGAAGAAAUGGAAAUCUGACAGCUUUUUAAGAAAGGUGUAAUUAAAGGUUAAUCUGUGAUUGUUAUGAAGUGAAUUUGAAUAUCAGAAUGUGUCUGAAAAAACAUUGUCCUCAAAUAAUGUUCUUUAAAGGCAAUCUUUUUAAAGAUUUCACUAAUUUGGACCAAGAAAUUACUUUUCUUAUAUUUAAACAAACAAUGGUAGCUCACUAAAAUGACCUCAGCACAUGACGAUUUCUAUUAACAUUUUAUUGUUGUAGAAGUAUUUUACAUUUUCAUCCCUUCUCCAAAAGCCGAAUGCACUGAUGACAGUUUUAAGUCUAUGAAAAUGCUUUAUUUUUUCAUUGGUGAUGAAAGUCUGAAAUGUGCAUUUGUCAUCCCCACUCCAUCAAUCCCUGACUAUGUAAGGCUUUUUUAUUUUAAAAAAAAACAGUUAUCCCAAUACAUUAUCCUGUGAUUUACCUUACCUACAAAAGUGGCUCCUGUUUGAUGAUUGGUUUUAUUUUUGAACUAUUAAGGGAAAACUAAGUUACUGAAUGAAGGAAACUCUUUCUUACAAAACAAAAAAAAGGGCAGAAAUCACCCCAAGGAACGAUUUCUCAGGUUGAGAUGAUCACCGUGAAUCCGGCUUCCUCUGAGCAUUCGAUGGCCUUAGCACCUCAUCAAGCCAGCACAUCCUGCCUGCUGUUGCAGCCUGGCUGGGUUUAUUCUUCAGUUACCCUAAUCCCAUGAUGCCUGGAACCUUGAUUACCGUUUUACAUCAGCUCUUGUACUUUUCAGUAUAUUUUCAUAAUGAGUUGUUAUAUUGUCAUUUAGACUUCUUUGAACAGCUCUGGGAAAUAGAAGACUAGGGUUGUUUCUUAAAUUUAGCUCAUAAUAAAAAGUUGAAAUGAA